AUCAAAGUCUCACAUAUCCUUAACAAUAUUCAAAUCUUGUUUCACAAGCUUCAUCUCCAGAGCAUCGAUGGCUCGUACCAAACAAACAGCCCGUAAAUCUACUGGCGGCAAGGCUCCUCGGAAGCAAUUGGCUACUAAGGCCGCUCGAAAGUCGGCUCCGGCGACUGGAGGAGUAAAGAAACCCCACAGAUUCAGGCCGGGGACAGUGGCACUAAGAGAGAUCCGAAAGUAUCAGAAGAGCACGGAACUUCUGAUCCGAAAGCUUCCAUUCCAAAGGCUAGUUAGAGAAAUCGCUCAGGAUUUCAAGACUGAUCUUCGGUUCCAAAGCAGCGCUGUUUCGGCACUGCAGGAAGCGGCAGAGGCUUAUCUUGUGGGAUUGUUUGAAGAUACUAACCUGUGUGCGAUUCAUGCUAAGAGAGUAACCAUUAUGCCUAAAGACAUUCAAUUAGCCAGACGGAUUAGAGGCGAGAGAGCUUAGAGAUCUACUGAUGAAUCAUCAUUUUGGCGUUUGAUAUGUAGAAUCCUUGCGUAGUUCAAUCUUGUCUAGUUCUUACUUAUUUUUCUGGAUCUUUUUGUUUCUUAGAAAUGCAAUCGUGUUUUAUGGCAAGUUUGGUGUAUGAUUUAAAUCUAAUAGCUAAUUUAAUUUUUUCACCAA
Messenger RNA from Cucumis melo (muskmelon), 655 nucleotides. Its product is annotated as histone H3.2. The coding region runs from base 68 to 478 and encodes 136 amino acids. Gene Ontology annotation, molecular function: structural constituent of chromatin; DNA binding; protein heterodimerization activity. The record is from RefSeq and is a predicted model, not a curated record. Lineage: Eukaryota; Viridiplantae; Streptophyta; Magnoliopsida; Cucurbitales; Cucurbitaceae. The transcript has a single exon. Gene Ontology annotation, cellular component: nucleosome.